AUGACACUGACCGGAGUUUCUGCCGCCGUUGGCCGUGUUCUCAGUCGCGACAAAACCAGCAAGCGUGUCCUCGACAAAUCCUCGACCCGACCCGAAAAAAACUCAGCGACCCACCAAAUCCUCGAGCAACUAGAACACGGUAACAUCUCCAAAGCCGUCUCUCUCCUCUUCCCUUCUCUAGAGCCAGUCUCAUACUGGCUAUACGAGCGUCUUCUCCGCUCAUGCUCCUCGAAAUCACUCGUCGUGCAAGCCCGCAAAGUCGUCUCCCACCUGGUGACGUUCUCUCCCCUCCCCCCGAUCUUCCUACUCAACAGAGCCAUCGAAGCUUACGGGAGAAUCGGGUGUGCGAACGAUGCGCGCGAGCUGUUCGAGCAAAUGCCUGAACGAGACGGCGGGUCUUGGAACGCGCUCAUCACUGCUUGCGCUAAGAACGAACUCCACGACGAGGCGUUUCGUACGUUUGUUAGGAUGAGUAGAGACGGAAUACGAGCGACGGAGACGUCUUUCUCCGGUGUGUUGAAGUCGUGCGGCUUCGUCUUGGACUUGAGGUUGUUGAUGCAGCUUCAUUGUUCUGUGGUGAAGCAUGGAUACUCAGGGAAUGUGGAUUUGGAGACUUCGAUUGUUGAUGUUUACGGUAAGUGUGGGGCUAUGAGCGAUGCGAGGAGAGUGUUUGAUGAGAUUGAAAGCCCUAGUGAUGUUUCUUGGAACGUGGUUGUGAGGAGGUAUCUUGAGAUGGGGUUGAACGAUGAGGCGGUGGUGAUGUUCUUCAAGAUGCUAGAUGUUUGA
Messenger RNA from Brassica napus (rape), 786 nucleotides. Its product is annotated as pentatricopeptide repeat-containing protein At3g26540-like. The record is from RefSeq and is a predicted model, not a curated record. NCBI's taxonomy places the organism in Eukaryota, Viridiplantae, Streptophyta, Magnoliopsida, Brassicales, Brassicaceae. The transcript has a single exon. Gene Ontology annotation, biological process: RNA modification. Gene Ontology annotation, molecular function: RNA binding; protein binding. The coding region runs from base 1 to 786 and encodes 261 amino acids.